Messenger RNA from Prorocentrum cordatum, 2159 nucleotides. NCBI's taxonomy places the organism in Eukaryota, Dinophyceae, Prorocentrales, Prorocentraceae. The record is from the annotation of a GenBank genome assembly.
GCCCCGUCCCGCCGGAGCUCCUCCGCGGCGGCCGGCAGGGGCUCCGUGAGGGCGGCGGCGCCCGGCGGCCGCGUCGACGGGCGCUCGGCCCGCAGCGCGCCGCCCGGACGCGGCGCCCGGGGAGCGGGGCGUCGAGCCCCCGAGCGUGAGGGCAGGCGGCUCGUCGCUGCCGGCCAUCUGGCCGCAGCAGAUGCCAGGGCCGUCGAGGACGGACACCUUCGGCAUGCUCGACCAGGCGUCGCCGCAGCUCCCCGUCCGCGGGGGCCAAGGCUGAGGAGCGUCACCCCGAAGGCGAUGGCCUACAGGCUUGCGGACGUGCCCCCCAGCGCCGAGGGCGGCUCCACGGUCAUCACCCUCAGCACCGAGCCGAACACGGUGGGCACCUGCAGCCGCAGCGUCCCCAGCCCCGCCGGCAGCUCGCUGUCCGCCCGCAGCAGCCUGCUGGGCGCGGAGCGCGGCGGCGCGGCGCAGGGCGGGCUGCGGAGCAGCCUCGCGCCGGGACGCCGCGCCAACGGCAGCAGGCGCGCGUGCCGGGCCCAGGACGCAGGCGUGGUGGACUGCUUCCUGGUGUUGGCGAAGGCAGCCGACGCGUCGGGCGAGUCCGUGAUGCUGCUGCUGCGCACGCUGCGUUUUCUGCGUUCCUGCCAGUACUCUGAAGAGGACAUUUGCCUGAUGCUCGCGCACGCCAGUAUUUAUCCAGCUACACGUACGCGGCCACAGGGCCCAACAUGACUUCGAACGAGAUAGGUAACGUUUUAGUUACCCUCAUCUUCCUGGCGCAUUGCUGGGUCGAGGACGAGACUUGCCCCCUUCGGACUUGGCACCAACACCUUUUCGCGCAGUACUGCAGCCUGGGCACGCUCAGCUCGGCCGUCCUGCGCCUCAUGGAGCUGCGCGGCUACAUCCUGAGGGUGAGCAGCGAGGUGGCUGAGCGCCGAACGCAUGCGCUCCUGGCCGCCAGCGAGGCCGCGGCGCGCGCCUGCACGCCCGUCCCGCGCCCGCUGCCGGCGCGCUCUGGCUACUUCGGCACGCACUCGCAGGGCAGCACGUUCCUGCGGCGCGGCCUGGAAACCAUCCUGGACACCUGCGUGUCGCGGGCGAGGACCGACGACGGAUGAAAGUUGUGGUGCCGAAAAUAUUUAGAUUCACUCAUUCAUGUGCUACGAUCAUAUUUAAAUCGCUCCGUAUAGUUGCUUUGCUUAUGUCGCUCCUCGAGUACAUGCCCGCCUUCUCCUCCUCCUCCUCCUCCUUUUCCUCCCUCCUCCUCCUUCCUCCUCCCCUCCCCCUCCACCCCGCGGCGGGGUACAGUUUUAUUGCUCUGCUGGGUGCCGUAUCCUGGUGCUCGGCCCUGCGCCGCGGAGACACUGUUACAGUCAACUGCUCGUUAAACGAACGGCGUUACGACCAGUGACAAUCAUGCUGGCUGCUUGCGCUCGUGUUUCUGCUCCUCGGCACCUUGCCAGGAGUCGUGUCGUUCAGCUCCGCCCGUGACACUGGUGCCAUGCUCCGCGCUUGAUACUUUCAGGCACGGGCAUUGUACAUUUGGUUGAGAGGCGGGGCCAUGUGGGUCAUGAGUCCCAUGGAGCCUUUGUGCCCGUUCGCCCUGGGAUACCAACCCAAUUGCACAUGCCAGUCGAUUGGGCGGGGAUGAUGGUAGGGAAGGGCCUUCGCGGUGACGAGGUGCACCGACCGUUUCCCACACGAACGAUGCCAUCUCUUUUGGGCGGCGAGUCCUUGCCUAUCCCUUGCCCUGGGGUGGGACCAGAGCGUAGAACGCUGUAUGUUAUUAGGCCAAUCGUGGGGGUCGACUUGGGCCCCUCCGAGCGUCUCCGACGUGCCCCCUCGCCUCCCCCUCGCCUCCCCCUCGCCUCCCCCCCCGCCCAUCGCGGGUGGCUGCGAGAUGCUGUCAGUGGCCUGUCAGUGGCCUAGCUGUCAGCGGGCUGUCAGUGGUCCGUCAGUGAACGUGGACAUCAGGUGUGCAUGAGCAUGCGCAGCGCACUUGCAGUAGUAGUGCUGGUGGUGCUCCUCUUCCUCUCUCCUCUUCCUCGGGAACGAUCCUCCCGAGCCGUUUGCCGACAUGCCCCUGGGGGGUGCCGGCCCGUGGCUGGCCCGGAGGGCUGGGCGAGAAGUGCCACAGCGGGCCAGACGGCGGGGAGGAG